AUGGAUUACAGCGAAGUCACCCUCAGAUAUCCUUGGACGUCCGCCAUCGACAUCUGGACUGUCGGUUGCCUUGUGUUUGAAAUUCUCACCAAUUUGCACCUUUUCGGCCAGGACGCUCGUAAUUACUCGCAUGAACUCCAUUUGCAAUAUAUGGUAGAGGUUUAG
Molecule: messenger RNA, 165 nt
Organism: Laccaria bicolor S238N-H82
Lineage: Eukaryota; Fungi; Basidiomycota; Agaricomycetes; Agaricales; Hydnangiaceae
Exons: 3
Coding region: 1-165 (54 amino acids)
Source: RefSeq, a predicted model, not a curated record